AUGCACCUGCUGACACUCGCCCUGCUUUUCUCCUGUUCCUUCGCCCGUGCCGCCUGCGACCCCAAGAUCGUCAAUAUCGGCGCGGUGCUGAGCACGCGUAAGCAUGAGCAGGUCUACGCCAUCCUAGUCAGCCACCCACCCACCCCCAAUGACCACUUCACCCCCACCCCCGUCUCCUACACAGCCGGCUUCUACCGCAUCCCCGUCCUGGGGCUGACCACCCGCAUGUCCAUCUACUCUGACAAGAGCAUCCACCUCAGCUUCCUGCGCACGGUGCCGCCCUACUCCCACCAGUCGAGCGUCUGGUUCGAGAUGAUGCGCGUCUACAGCUGGAACCACAUCAUCCUCCUGGUCAGCGACGACCACGAGGGCCGCGCGGCGCAGAAGCGCCUGGAGACGCUGCUGGAGGAGCGCGAGUCCAAGAGUAAAAAAAGGAACUAUGAAAACCUCGACCAACUGUCCUAUGACAACAAGCGCGGACCCAAGGCUGAGAAGGUGCUGCAGUUCGAUCCGGGGACCAAGAACGUGACGGCCCUGCUGAUGGAGGCGCGGGAGCUGGAGGCCCGGGUCAUCAUCCUCUCUGCCAGCGAGGACGACGCUGCCACCGUGUACCGUGCAGCAGCGAUGCUGAACAUGACUGGCUCGGGGUACGUGUGGCUGGUGGGGGAGCGCGAGAUCUCGGGGAACGCCCUGCGAUACGCCCCGGACGGCAUCAUCGGGCUGCAGCUCAUCAACGGCAAGAACGAGUCGGCCCACAUCAGCGACGCGGUGGGCGUGGUGGCCCAGGCCGUGCACGAGCUCCUGGAGAAGGAGAAUAUCACCGAUCCGCCGCGGGGCUGUGUGGGCAACACCAACAUCUGGAAGACGGGGCCGCUCUUCAAGAGAGUGCUGAUGUCUUCUAAGUACGCGGACGGGGUGACCGGCCGCGUGGAGUUCAAUGAGGAUGGGGACCGGAAGUUCGCCAACUACAGCAUCAUGAACCUGCAGAACCGCAAGCUGGUGCAAGUGGGCAUCUACAAUGGCACCCACGUCAUCCCCAAUGACAGGAAGAUCAUCUGGCCAGGCGGAGAGACAGAGAAGCCCCGAGGGUACCAGAUGUCCACCAGGCUGAAGAUCGUGACAAUCCACCAGGAGCCUUUCGUGUAUGUCAAGCCCACGAUGAACGAUGGCACGUGCAAGGAGGAGUUCACGGUCAACGGGGACCCCGUCAAGAAAGUGAUCUGCACUGGGCCCAACGACACAUCGCCGGGCAGCCCACGCCACACAGUGCCUCAGUGCUGCUACGGCUUCUGCAUCGACCUGCUCAUCAAGCUGGCGCGGACCAUGAAUUUCACCUAUGAGGUGCACCUGGUGGCCGAUGGCAAGUUCGGCACGCAGGAGCGGGUGAACAACAGCAAUAAGAAGGAGUGGAACGGGAUGAUGGGCGAGCUGCUCAGCGGGCAAGCGGACAUGAUCGUGGCGCCGCUGACCAUCAACAACGAGCGCGCACAGUACAUCGAAUUCUCCAAGCCUUUCAAGUACCAGGGCCUGACCAUUCUGGUCAAGAAGGAGAUCCCCCGGAGCACGCUGGACUCGUUCAUGCAGCCCUUCCAGAGCACGCUGUGGCUGCUGGUGGGGCUGUCGGUGCACGUGGUGGCCGUGAUGCUGUACCUGCUGGACCGCUUCAGCCCCUUCGGCCGGUUCAAGGUGAACAGUGAGGAGGAGGAAGAGGAUGCGCUGACCCUGUCUUCGGCCAUGUGGUUCUCCUGGGGCGUCCUGCUCAACUCAGGCAUCGGAGAAGGGGCCCCCCGGAGCUUCUCGGCACGCAUCUUGGGCAUGGUGUGGGCCGGCUUCGCCAUGAUCAUCGUGGCCUCCUACACAGCCAACCUGGCAGCCUUCCUGGUGCUGGACCGGCCCGAGGAGCGCAUCACUGGCAUCAACGACCCGCGGCUGAGGAACCCCUCAGACAAGUUUAUCUACGCGACGGUGAAGCAGAGCUCGGUGGACAUCUACUUCCGGCGGCAGGUGGAGCUGAGCACCAUGUACAGGCAUAUGGAGAAGCACAACUACGAGAGCGCGGCCGAAGCCAUCCAGGCUGUGCGGGACAACAAACUGCAUGCCUUCAUCUGGGACUCGGCGGUGCUGGAGUUUGAGGCCUCACAGAAGUGCGACCUGGUGACUACGGGCGAGCUGUUCUUCCGCUCUGGCUUCGGCAUCGGCAUGCGCAAGGACAGCCCCUGGAAGCAGAAUGUCUCCCUGUCCAUCCUCAAGUCCCAUGAGAACGGCUUCAUGGAAGACCUGGACAAGACGUGGGUGCGGUACCAGGAGUGUGACUCACGCAGCAAUGCUCCUGCUACUCUCACCUUCGAGAACAUGGCAGGGGUCUUCAUGCUGGUGGCUGGGGGCAUCGUGGCUGGGAUCUUCCUGAUCUUCAUCGAGAUUGCCUACAAGCGACACAAGGACGCUCGCAGGAAGCAAAUGCAGCUGGCCUUUGCGGCAGUGAACGUGUGGAGAAAGAACCUGCAGAGCACCGGGGGUGGACGCGGCGCUUUGCAAAACCAAAAAGACACGGUGCUGCCGCGACGCGCUAUUGAGAGGGAGGAGGGCCAGCUGCAGAUGUGUGCCCGUCAUAGGGAGAGCUGAGAAGCCCCGCCCCCCUCCCCCGCAGACAGACAGACAGACGGACGGGACAGCGGCCCGGCCCACGCAGAGCCCCGGAGCACGACGGGGUCGGGGGAGGAGCGCCCCCCAGCCUCCCCCAGGCCGCGCCCGCCCGCCCGCCGGUCGGUGGCCGGCCGGCCCACCCGUCCAGGCCCCGCACGUGCCCCUGAGCGUCGGGCUAAUGGGCGCCUUGUCUGUGUAUUUCUAUUUUGCAGCAGUACCAUCCCACUGAUAUCACGGGCCCGCUCAACCUCUCAGAUCCCUCGGUCAGCACCGUGGUGUGAGGCCCCCCGGAGGCGCCCACCUGCCCA
Hipposideros armiger (great roundleaf bat) is the source of this 2951-nucleotide messenger RNA. It is a transcript of the gene GRIN1, whose product is annotated as glutamate ionotropic receptor NMDA type subunit 1. Gene Ontology annotation, cellular component: membrane. The transcript is spliced from 20 exons. Lineage: Eukaryota; Metazoa; Chordata; Mammalia; Chiroptera; Hipposideridae. The coding region runs from base 1 to 2622 and encodes 873 amino acids. Gene Ontology annotation, molecular function: ligand-gated monoatomic ion channel activity; signaling receptor activity. Gene Ontology annotation, biological process: monoatomic ion transport. The record is from RefSeq and is a predicted model, not a curated record.